UGAUAUUUCUCUAGUGAACAUGUUAGAUCAUCUCACUUCAAGAUAAACCCUAAACAGCUGAAACGCCAAUUUCGUUCCUCAAGUAGCUGCAGAAAGCUCGUCACAAACACUCAAAUCUCUCUCCACACACACACACACACACACACACACACAUAUCAGCAGGUAGAAAGGAUGGUUUGGUUUCAGUGCGAGGACUGCGGAGAGAACCUGAAGAAGCCCAAGUUGCCGAAUCACUUUAGAAUUUGCUCUGCGAACAAGUUAUCAUGCAUUGAUUGCGGACAAACAUUUGGGCAGCAGAGUGUUCAAGGCCACACUCAGUGCAUUACUGAAGCGGAAAAAUAUGGUCCAAAGGGCCAAGUAAAAACUGCAAAUGCUGCGACUUCUAAGGGAAAAAAUGAUUUGAAGCAAAAACCUAAUAUUGAUAUAAAUGUUGGGUUGUCAGAACGCCCCCCAUGGUUUUGUAGUCUCUGCAAUACUCAAGCUACUAGUCAACAGACCCUGCUUCUCCAUGCCGAAGGAAAGAAGCACAGGGCAAAAGCUCGAGCUUUUCAUGCAGCUAGGCAACCACCUAAACAGACAGUAGAAUCCACUCCCAGUUCUAAAGUUUCAACUGAAAGAACUCCAAAGGAUGAGCUACCUGGCAAUAAAGAUGUGGUGGAACCAGAGAAACAGGAUCAGCCUAGAGCUGCGCUAGCAAGUAACAUUUCAGAAGCAGAAAAUGGGAGUCUGCCAUUAACUAAAAAGAGAAAACACAAUGCAUCUGAAACUGGAGCACCUAAGAUGAAGGUGGAAGGGUCUUCAGGUGAAUUAGGAAAUGGGGAAGUAAUUCAAGGUGAAAGAGCAGAGGCUGCGAAAACAAAGUACCAGCUGAAGAAAGCAAAGCAAAGUGUGCCUGAUGAGGAUGAGAGAUUGGAAUCUGGCUCUACCCUGGAAGACACCAAAAACAAAAUAAAGUGGAAGAAGUUGAUCACUUCAGUCCUGAAAGCUAAUCCAAAAGGAGUUCUGAAAAUGAAGAAACUGAAAAAACUUGUUCUUAAGGCUCUCCGAGAUUCUGACAUCACAGAAGAUGAAUCCCAACUCAUUAAUGUGCUUGAGCACAAGGUUAAUUCUAGUUCCAGAUUCAGUGUCAAUGGCAAGUAUGUUCAUCUGGUGGCCAAAAGUUGAAUAUGGGUAUUAUGUCUGUUGAAGAACUGCAAUCCAUCGGAGUAGUUCUCUAUUGCAAGCGUUAGUUUAUCUCACAUUCGAUAAAAAUUAAAAUAUAACCAAAUGAAGCAUUAGAAAUGAUUUCGGGUCUCCCCUACUUUCUACUUCUAGAAGAAUUUUUCAGAAGCACCGUUGAGCCCAUCCGUGUACUGUUGAUGGAUUUUUGUGACGGGAAAGUUUUUUUUAAAGGAUAUAUAGUUUCUAGUCUUAUUGA
Messenger RNA from Cornus florida, 1417 nucleotides. Its product is annotated as UBP1-associated proteins 1C. The coding region runs from base 172 to 1164 and encodes 330 amino acids. The record is from RefSeq and is a predicted model, not a curated record. Lineage: Eukaryota; Viridiplantae; Streptophyta; Magnoliopsida; Cornales; Cornaceae. Gene Ontology annotation, molecular function: zinc ion binding; DNA binding. Gene Ontology annotation, biological process: rRNA processing; negative regulation of transcription by RNA polymerase II. The transcript has 6 exons. Gene Ontology annotation, cellular component: nucleolus.